AUGGUGGAGCCUCGCGCGUCGCCCGGCUACCUGCGCCAGACCGCGGCAUCGCGGGCGAGCAGCAGGUCGAAGGUGCUGCCGCGCACACCGCCCAGCCUCGCCAAGCAUCCGACUGCGCUGGACAAGCUCCGGUCGACGCCCGAGCGACCGACUCCAAGCCGGCGGCGCUCGCUCGAGCCGGCGCUGGCCGAGGCGGUCGCCGGAGCGCCCGGCAGAGCGACCGACAACAACUUGGACAUCGGCGCAGUUCUGAACCUCGAGUCCGCCGAUCGGCCCGCGUCGACGGUGCCGCCCGAGUCCAAGACGAAAGUGGCCGACGCGGCGCUCGUCACUGAGAAUGUGGACUGCCAGUCGCCCGCAAAGCUGCGCCGGCAGCCGGGGCCGGCGCCCGAGCCGGGCCGGCGCGACCUCACCGCGCUGCAGCGGCUCGAGCUCGCGGCUGCGCGGCGAGGUGGACGGCUCGGCGGCAGCGGACAGCUACGGCAGCGAGCAGCGUGCAUCGCCCUCAACGCGGACGGUUCCCUCGCAGCGACGCCAGUCCGGCGCUCGCGCCGCUCCGGCGGGUCGUCGGCGAGGAAGGCAAAGGUCCUCGUCUCGCCGGACGGGUCCGGGUACAUCGAGGCGCUCGCACGCGGCACGCCGCCGUAA
Molecule: messenger RNA, 648 nt
Organism: Emiliania huxleyi CCMP1516
Lineage: Eukaryota; Haptophyta; Isochrysidales; Noelaerhabdaceae
Exons: 4
Coding region: 1-648 (215 amino acids)
Source: RefSeq, a predicted model, not a curated record